Molecule: messenger RNA, 1200 nt
Organism: Elephantulus edwardii (Cape elephant shrew)
Lineage: Eukaryota; Metazoa; Chordata; Mammalia; Macroscelidea; Macroscelididae
Gene: AADAC
Product: arylacetamide deacetylase
Exons: 5
Coding region: 1-1200 (399 amino acids)
Biological process (GO): positive regulation of triglyceride catabolic process
Cellular component (GO): endoplasmic reticulum membrane
Molecular function (GO): triacylglycerol lipase activity; serine hydrolase activity
Source: RefSeq, a predicted model, not a curated record
AUGGGGAGAAAGACUGGCGUGCUUCUGAUUGUGGGGGUCUUCCUGGCAUAUUACAUUUAUACACCUCUCCCUGACAAUAUUGAGGAGCCAUGGAGAUUGAUGUUUUUCAACACACUUUUGAAAAGUAUGACACAUUUGGCUACAUUUGCUGAAGUAUUGGGAAUCAGUAAUUUGUUUGACACUAUGAAAUUGUUUUCACCAUUUGAUGAAGUCCCACCCACAUCUGAUGAAAAUGUCACUGUGACAGAGACAACUUUUAACAACGUUCCUGUUCGUGUAUACGUGCCAAGGCGAAAGUCAGAAACACUGAGAAGAGCCUUAUUUUAUAUUCAUGGUGGUGGCUGGUGUUUGGGGAGUGCUGCUAUGGUUAAUUAUGACAAUCUGUCAAGGCUGACAGCUCACAGACUUGAUGCUGUUGUCAUAUCAACCAACUACCGACUAGCACCCAAAUAUAACUUUCCAAUACCAUUUGAAGAUGUAUAUAAUUCAUUAAAGUGGUUCUUACAGCAAGAUAUUCUUGAAAAGUAUGGUGUUCAUCCUGAAAGAAUCGGUGUUUCUGGAGACAGUGCUGGAGGAAAUUUAGCUGCAGCAGUGACCCAACAGCUUCUACAUGAUCCGAACAUCAAGAUCAAACUCAAGGUUCAGGCUUUAAUAUACCCUGCUCUUCAGACUCUUGAUAUGGAUUUACCUUCGUAUCGAGAAAACGCAUUCUCCUUUUUUCUGCCUAAAUGGAUAAUGGUCAGGUUUUGGAGUGAAUACAUUACUACAGACAGGUCACUGGAAAAAGCCAUGCUCUCUAAACAACACGUACCAGUAGAAGCAAGCCACUUGUUCAAUUUUGUUAACUGGAGUUCCUUACUCCCUGAAAAGUUUAAGAAAAGUCACUUUUAUAAUAGUCCAACUGCUGGACCAUCACAACUAGCUAAAAAAUACCCAGGGUUCCUCGAUGUGAGAGCCGCACCCUUGUUGGCAGAUGACAGUAAGUUGCGUGGUUUACCCCCGACCUACGUCCUCACCUGUCAGUAUGAUGUCUUAAGAGAUGAUGGAGUCAUGUAUGUCACCCGCUUGAAGAAUGCUGGCGUUCAGGUUACCCACAACCACGCUGAUGAUGGCUUCCACGGAGCACUUUAUUUACCGAACUUUAAAAUUGGAGAGAGACUAAAAAAUCACUAUAUUAAUUGGCUCAGUGAAAAUCUAUAA